GAGCUAAUUCUAGUCAGGUGAGAUCACAGCAAACCAACCAAGUGAGUCAGGACUGUUUGGAGGAGUCCAGUUCUGUGCAGUGAAGUAUUUCUAAUCAUGUCUGCUGUGAUUUAGGUGUAAAGAUGUCCUACAAGGUGAACUACUCUCCUCUCCUCCUGCGUGCACACACACCACCACGUACUCAGCCGGGCCAUAAAGUGUGUGACGUAGCCUACGGCUCCAGUAUGAAAGGGCAAACUCUGCUCAGUCAGGCGGACAGUGCAGUGCUGUGUGGGUCAAAUCCACCUGAUGACAGCAGCCCGGCUCUGAAAAAAGCUCACCUGUGGCCACACGGUGCAGAACAAACCUCUGGGAUGGAGAGGCUGCUGAAGAAAUGUCAGAUCAGAAACCAACUGGUCAGGGAGUGCAUGGCUGAAUGCCUCGGAGUCUACGUCCUGAUUCUGUUUGGAUGUGGCUCCGUUGCCCAGGUGACCACAUCUGGAGAUAAGAAGGGGCAGUACCUGUCGAUCAAUCUGGGCUUUGCUCUGGGAGUGACAUUUGGGGUCUUUGUGUCUCGUGGAGUCUCAGGUGCCCAUCUGAACCCUGCUGUGUCUCUGAGCCUGUGCGUCCUGGGCAGACAUCCCUGGAUCAAGCUGCCUUUCUACGUCUUCUUCCAAGUGCUUGGAGGCUUUCUGGCUGCAGCCACGGUCGGCCUGCAGUACUACGACGCCAUCCGGGCGUACAGCGGAGGUGACCUGACAGCGACGGGUCCCACUGCCACAGCGGGCAUAUUCGCCACCUAUCCAGCCGACUACCUCAGUGUGUGGGGAGGAGUCAUGGACCAGGUGAUAGGCACUGCCGCCCUGCUGCUGUGUGUCCUGGCUCUGGGGGACCAGAAGAACAGCUCCGUCCCUGAUUGUCUCCAGCCUGUAAUGGUGGGAGGGGCAGUGCUGGUCAUCGGCAUCUCGAUGGGCUCCAACAGCGGCUACGCCCUCAACCCGGCCAGGGAUUUUGGACCCCGAUUGUUCACGUACAUCGCCGGCUGGGGAGCGGAUGUUUUCAAGGCUGGUGGUGGUUGGUGGUGGGUUCCCAUAGUGGCUCCUUGUGUCGGGGCGCUGCUGGGAACGCUGAUCUACGAGCUAAUGGUUGAAGUGCACCAUCCUCUCAGUCCGUCUGAGCUCCAGACGUCAUGUCAGGAGGCCACCGAGGGCAAGCCGGGGCUGGAGCUGGAGGGGGUGAAGCCAGACUGUGGAAAACCCACUUCGUAGUAAAUGAAGCCAUGUUAAAGAGGAAAACACUGUCACUUAUGCAGUAAAUGCUAUUUAUGGUGUGAUACCCGUUGAUGCUGUCUUUGUAAUGUUUGAUAAUAUGAAUUCUAGGUGAAUGCAAUAUGAAUAUAAUGAAGUUGAAGCAGCAGUGGGUAGAAACGGAGCAAAUGUGAUUAAAAAAAGUUAUUUUCAUA
Sebastes umbrosus (honeycomb rockfish) is the source of this 1441-nucleotide messenger RNA. RefSeq names its product aquaporin 10b (gene aqp10b). Gene Ontology annotation, molecular function: glycerol channel activity; urea transmembrane transporter activity; water channel activity. The record is from RefSeq and is a predicted model, not a curated record. NCBI's taxonomy places the organism in Eukaryota, Metazoa, Chordata, Actinopteri, Perciformes, Sebastidae. The transcript is spliced from 6 exons. Gene Ontology annotation, biological process: water transport; glycerol transmembrane transport. The coding region runs from base 123 to 1247 and encodes 374 amino acids. Gene Ontology annotation, cellular component: plasma membrane; basolateral plasma membrane.